Molecule: messenger RNA, 1290 nt
Organism: Hyphopichia burtonii NRRL Y-1933
Lineage: Eukaryota; Fungi; Ascomycota; Pichiomycetes; Serinales; Debaryomycetaceae
Exons: 2
Coding region: 1-1290 (429 amino acids)
Source: RefSeq, a predicted model, not a curated record
AUGGCGGAAGACUCAAUAGUGCAAGAGAUAGUGAAGAAGAUUCAGAAGCUUGAUGCUCAAGAUUCAAAGAUUGAUAACUAUAAGAUAAUUCUGAUCAGUUGUUCAGUGUUAUUAAUAAUCAUAUAUUACUAUAGAUAUUUAAGUAUAAGUAAAAAUAUCCCCCAGGGGUAUUCGGAGGAUUUCAAAUCGUUGACCAUACUUAUAAUCACGUUAUGUGGGUGGAAUGCCAUCUUGACGUUGAUAUCCAACGAUAUGGUGUUGAAUUUAAAGCAUUUUCUUAAAUUAGUCAACUCGAUUUCGAAUCCUAGAAUCGAAAAUGAAGUCAACGAAUUCUUAAGUGGGAUACCCAAUGUUUUCUCCAUUAGAAAUUGGUAUGUUUUCGGUAAAGAUUUGAGAAUAGCUUCUUUUGCCAUAAUAUCAAUGAUAUUUUUCAAUUUAUUUGCUAAUUCAAUAUCAAAAGCAAUCGAGUAUAUUGCCUUUAUCAAAUCCUCUAGUUUCUACCAUCAUUCUCCAAAUGAUACCAGUGGCAAAAAAGUCUCCUUCGAUAAUACCUUGACCACUUUCAGUUACCUGGAUAAUGACUUGUGUGUUACGAAGAAAGUGAAGCCGAUUUUGCAAAAUUUUGUUCAUAUUGAUUCUUUCAAAAUCAUGAAAAAAUCAAUAAUGAUUACCUUAACUUUUAUCCUAUUCAUUUCAAUUUUACCAGAAAAAUUAUACUUGAAUUCAACCUCCUUUUUAUAUUCUUCAAAUCAGCUAAUAAUCAAGUUUGAUCAUGUAUAUUAUACCUUGAUCACCUUUUAUAUCUACGAGGUUUUCCAUAAAUUCAUCAAAGUUGCAAAUCAUCCCAACUUUAAAAAUUUCCCUUAUCUUACUUCGAUGGCUAGUCAUUUUACCUGGGGUUAUUGCUCCCUUAUAUUAUCUAGCUCAAUUGGGUUCAUUCUUUUAUCGGGUGAUGUCUUAACUAAUGUCUUGGGGUUAAUGGCUCAAACUAUGAUUUCUUAUUCUUCUCACCCAAAUAUUCAAUCUUCAGAUACCGUUCCUCGUCAUUUUGUCACCUCCAUCAUCAUUAAUUAUUUGCAACAUAGUAUAGGCCCAGCAAUUAACAGUAUCAAUGAUACUAAUCUAGAUGAUUCAAUGACUUCUUUAACUAAUACUUUUAUCUGGGUCAAGUCUAUCUUUACCAACUGUUGGAUUGUCACAAACUUCACCUGCUUUCUCUUAUUGCCCAUCUUUAUCUGGAUUGUGAUUAUUGAAUUCAAAAUUGGGUAUAAUAAGUCUGCCCAUUUUUGA